AAAACAGCGUCGCGUCGGCGCCGCGGCGGAAGCAACGGGAUGAUGGCAGCUGUUCAUCCUCAGGCUAACGCGUAAACUAGUAGCCGCUCUCCCGACGUGGCACUCUGGGUCAGAAACGUGUUAACUGCUUCGAGGCUUCAGUUUGUGUCCACUGGUCCAGAAUUGGUCUGUUUUAGCCGCCGUGAGGCGCUUUAACCCACUUUGAGGAGCCGCUGAGACCUGCUGCUAUUUCUGCCUCCAGGACGACCUGCUGAAGAUGACCCACAGGGAGAACUGGAAGCUGCAGCACGAGCGCCUGCACCUGAAGCACCGCGGCCACGAGGCCAUGCACGCCGAGAUGGUGAUGAUCCUCAUCGCCACGCUGGUGGUGGCGCAGAUCCUGCUGGUGCAGUGGAAGCAGCGGCACCACCGCUCUUACAACCUGGUGACUCUGGUCCAGAUGUGGGUGGUUCCUCUGUAUUUCACCCUCAAACUGUACUGGUGGAGGUUUCUGUCCAUGUGGGGGGUGUUCUCCGUGGUCACCAGCUACGUCAUCUUCAGAGCGACCCGCAAGCCGCUGUCCUGCAGGACGCCCAGAAUGGUCUACAAGUGGUUCCUGCUGAUCUACAAGCUGAGUUAUGCCGUUGGGGUUCUGGGUUACCUGGCCAUCAUGUUCACCAUGUUCGGCUUCAACGUUUUCUUCAGGAUAAAGGCAGAGGACUCCAUGGACGUGGGCGUGGUCAUGCUGUUUUACGGUCUGUACUACGGCGUCAUGGGGAGGGACUUUGCUGAGAUCUGCUCCGACUACAUGGCCUCCACGAUCGGGUACUACAGUAAGGGAGGCAUGCCCAGCAGGAGCCUCUCCAGCGACAUCUGUGCGGUGUGUGGUCAGAGGAUCCUGGUGGACGUGGAGGAGGAAGGCUUCAUCGAAGACACCUACCAGCUCUCCUGCGGACACAUAUUCCAUGAGUUCUGCAUCCGUGGCUGGUGCAUUGUGGGUAAGAAACAGACGUGUCCGUACUGCAACGAGAAGGUGGACCUGAAGAGGAUGAUGAACAACCCCUGGGAGAAGACCCACGUCCUGUACGGUCAGCUGCUGGACUGGCUCAGGUAUUUGGUGGCCUGGCAGCCCAUCAUCAUCGGCGUGGUCCACGGGAUCAACUUCUCCCUGGGCCUGGAGUAGAGCCCUGAGGAACACCGCUGUGACUGUCCGGCGUUGGAGUGAGCUCUAUAGGACGCUGAUUCCCGGUGCUGUUAGUGUGGAUGCCGACGUUUCCUCUGGUGGAUUACCCAGAAUCCCCCAGGUUUCAGGAUUCUGCCAAAGUAAAGAGAAACUUUCCGGGCUGAAACUGUUUUUCUUCGGGCUGAUGCCCUUCGUGUGUUUUUGUUUGCUCGCUCCAUCUGCAGAAGUUCUCUUAUUUUUCAUGAACCGUCACGUUUUUUUGCCAACCUUUGAUAAACGAAGUCGGACUGAAAAACGGUCACAUGAUCAGACAGCUUUACACGUUAUGAAGGUUUCUUUAGUGUUAUGCUAUAAUUUUAUUCAUAUCACGUCUGUUUUAGGGCUAAUUUAUUGUUUGAAAUGCUUUACGUGUCAUCAGCGGUGGGGAAAAAAAGAUUUGUUUUUAACCAUUGUUGUAUUUAAUAAAACUUUGAAAUUAUUA
This is a messenger RNA of Oryzias latipes (Japanese medaka), 1643 nucleotides long. RefSeq names its product ring finger protein 175 (gene rnf175). Gene Ontology annotation, molecular function: metal ion binding; ubiquitin protein ligase activity. NCBI's taxonomy places the organism in Eukaryota, Metazoa, Chordata, Actinopteri, Beloniformes, Adrianichthyidae. Gene Ontology annotation, biological process: ERAD pathway. Gene Ontology annotation, cellular component: Golgi membrane; endoplasmic reticulum membrane. The record is from RefSeq and is a predicted model, not a curated record.